AAUAAAAAUAAAUACAAUUUGAAUGUGGAAUUGGGAAAUAAUUCUAAACUUGUGAAUUUCAUCAUUGGGCCAUUGCAUUGCGGCGUGCAUGGGAACAUACAGUUGACGUUGUCAAGCAAACAACAAGUUCAUCGGAAAAAAAUUAAAAAUGGCGGAUAUACGAAAACCAUUGCGAGAAUUGGGUUGUGGAAAUAUAUCAUCGGAUUGGAAGAACUGGAAGCGUGAUUUCCAAGUCUACAUGAUGGCAAAUGACAAGGACAGCGUAGCUGAACAAAAAAAAUAUCAAUUUUUCUGUUUUUGAUUGGGACCAAAGGUGCUAACAUCUUCAACACUUUGUUUCCAAAUGAUGGGUCUCAAAAUGCAUUGUUGGGUACAAUCACGACAAAAAGACAUGUACCAGGAGCAGGCAAUGUAGCAGCGCAUGACGUGGAGGAAACAAACCAACGCACAUUGUGUGAAGUGAUGAAAGCAUUCUAUGAACAUUGUCUGCUGCAAAAGAAUUUGACAAUGGAAUCCUACAGAUUUAACAACAUGGUGCAAAAAGAACAUCAACCGUUUAGUGAAUUCCUAACCGAACUGCGAACUCAAGUCGAUCGUUGUGAAUUCAAUUGCACUUGCAAAUUAUCGUACGAAGAUCGAAUGUUACGUGAUCGCAUCAUAACGGGGGUUUUUGACAAGAAACUUCAGCUAAAAUUGCUCGAUGGACGGGAUGAAAAAUUGGAUCACGUAAUUGAUGUGUGCAAGACAUUUGAAGCAGCGAAAGUGAACAAGGGUAUUUUAACGUCAAAGCAGUCGAUUUCAGCUGUGGUAGAUGGUAAGACUGACUCAGUCAACGCAGUCAAUUAUAAUCGGCGAUUUUGUUUCAAUUGUGGUGGUGAUUGGAAGCCGGAUCACAAAAGUAAAUGUCCAGCCAAGGAUUCCACAUGCCAAUGCGGGAAAAAGGGUCAUUUUCGCAAGAUGUGUCGUAAAAAGGGAACCAGAUCGGAGGCAAGUACAUCGGAAUCCAAAUCAAAAGAAAAACAACGGGUUGACAACGUUAGUUGGGCUGAUUUAUCAGAAUAAAUUCAUUCGGACGAAAUAAAAAAAAUUGGACUAAGAUAUACCAAAUAGGAAGUAGACUAGUCAAAUUUAAGAUUGAUACGGGAGCGGAUGCCAAAGGAAAUGAAAAUCAAAAUGAAUAGUGAACAAAAUGA
Messenger RNA from Bactrocera dorsalis (oriental fruit fly), 1193 nucleotides. RefSeq lists its product as uncharacterized. The record is from RefSeq and is a predicted model, not a curated record. Lineage: Eukaryota; Metazoa; Arthropoda; Insecta; Diptera; Tephritidae. The transcript is spliced from 2 exons. The coding region runs from base 463 to 1062 and encodes 199 amino acids.